AUGACUGGGAGGGGAUUGGAACACCUGAAUCACAUGAUUGGGAGGGGAUUGGAACACCUAAAUCACAUGAUUGGGAGGGGAUUGGAACACCUGAAUCCAAUGAUUAGGAGGGGAUUGGAACACCUGAAUCACAUGAUUGGGAGGGGAUUGGAACACCUGAAUCCAAUGAUUGGGAGGGGAUUGGAACACCUGAAUCCAAUGAUUAGGAGGGGAUUGGAACACCUGAAUCACAUGAUUGGGAGGGGAUUGGAACACCUGAAUCCUAUGUCUAGGAGGGUAUUGGAACACCUGAAUCACAUGAUUGGGAGGGGAUUGGAACACCUGAAUCCAAUGUCUAGGAGGGGAUUGGAACACCUGAAUCACAUGAUUGGGAGGGGAUUGGAACACCUGAAUCACAUGAUUGGGAGGGGAUUGGAACACCUGAUUCACAUGAUUGGGAGGGGAUUGGAACACCUGAAUCCAAUGAUUAGGAGGGGAUUGGAACACCUGAAUCACAUGAUUGGGAGGGGAUUGGAACACCUGAAUCCUAUGUCUAGGAGGGUA
This is a messenger RNA of Staurois parvus, 543 nucleotides long. NCBI's taxonomy places the organism in Eukaryota, Metazoa, Chordata, Amphibia, Anura, Ranidae. The record is from the annotation of a GenBank genome assembly.